AUGAAGAGUAAGAGUCUUAUCAGUUCAAUUCAUUGCAGUAGCUUUCUUAAAUCUUCUUCUAGUCCCCCCGUAGACACCUCAAUCGAAGCACUGCAACGGACCCUUGAGGGUCUAGAGCUAGACGAUCAACAGCGAAACCGUUUGGAGGCCUUCUUUAUCCAGCGGCAACGAGUAGGCGAAAAUCUUUGCCUUGAAGACUUUACACUAAAAGGGGAGCUGGGAGCAGGUAACGGCGGUGUUGUCACCAAAGUUCUCCACAUGCCGUCGGGUCUGGUGAUGGCACGCAAGCUGAUCCGUCUUGAAGUGAAGCCGCAAAUUCGCAACCAGAUUAUCCGCGAGCUAAAGGUCUUACAUGAGUGCAACUCACCACAUAUCGUCGGUUUUUAUGGGGCUUUCUACUCUGAAGGAGAGAUUAAUAUCUGCAUGGAGUACAUGGAUGGCGGCUCCUUAGACUUGGUACUGAAAAAAGCAGGACGUAUCUCUGAGCAAAUUUUAGGCCAAAUUACAAUCAAUGUCAUCAAGGGUCUGAUAUAUCUGCGUGAGAAGCACCAGAUUAUUCAUCGAGACGUGAAACCUUCAAAUGUGCUUGUCAACUCUCGGGGAGAGAUAAAAAUCUGUGACUUUGGAGUCAGUGGCCAGCUAAUUGACUCGAUGGCAAACUCCUUUGUAGGCACGCGCUCUUACAUGUCGCCUGAGCGGCUUCAAGGUAAUCAGUACUCUGUGCAAUCUGACGUCUGGUCACUUGGUCUGUCUCUGGUCGAGUUGGCCAUUGGCCUCUAUCCUAUUCCACCGCCUUCGCAGAAGCAAUUGGCAAAGAUUUUCGGCCCGGCGUACGACUCAUCACUGGACACCAGUUCGGCUGAUCCAUCUUCGCCCGGUUACAAUAUGGCCAGUCCAUAUGGAAGCAAUCGACACUCAUCAUCGGCGGCCAGUGGCGAAUCAUCCGAUGCGACGCCGUCCCUCUCCAUCUUUGCACUGCUCGACUACAUCGUCAUUGAGCCGCCUCCAUCGGUGCCACUCGGUGUCUUCACUCCUGAGUUUAAGGACUUUGUUGAUAGCUGCCUAAAGAAGGAGCCCCAUGAACGACCCGACCUUAAUGGCCUCAUGAGUCAUCCCUUCAUCAAGCGUUCCGAGCAGGAAUCAGUUGACUUUGGUAGCUGGAUCUGCAAGGUGAUGAAUCUCGAACCGCCCUCUUCGCCGACCUCUCGAACCGCCCCCUCCUCAUCAACCGCAACAGCUGCUUCCUCCUCUGGGUCUUCACUCAACUUUGCCGACCUUCACCCGAACGCCCCUGCUUUCAGUAGACUGAGACAGGACGCAAAGACUGAGAAGAACGGUCCGGCGUCAGCCUCAGAGACGCCCCCUCGGUCGCCAGCAGUAGUCAACAGCAGCAGUACGACCAACAGCGUAGAACCAACAGCGGCAGCACAGCAGUAG
Messenger RNA from Rhagoletis zephyria (snowberry fruit fly), 1437 nucleotides. The record is from RefSeq and is a predicted model, not a curated record. Lineage: Eukaryota; Metazoa; Arthropoda; Insecta; Diptera; Tephritidae.